AAGAGAGGUCUUCGGUUAACGAAUCAGAACCUCCCAAAACUUUAAUCAAAUCGUUUCUAUCUUCUUUCUGAUUCUUCCGUUCCUUCGUUUCAAAGUUCCCUAAAUUGAAUAAUUUGAUUGAUUGCUCAGAAAUUCAUCUCUCUCCAUCAACAAACAAAAACAGCAGAUUUUCUGCAUCAAUUUUGGAGCCCAUAAUGCUACAUAGGAGCUUCAAACCCGCCAAAUGCAAGACAUCGUUAAAGCUUGCGUCGGCCCGAAUAAAGCUAUUGAAGAACAAGAAGGAAAUACAAUUGAAGCAGCUUAAGAAGGAAGUGGCUCAAUUGCUCGAGUCAGGACAGGACCGGACUGCACGAAUUCGGGUUGAACAUGUAGUCAGGGAAGAGAAAACAAUAGCAGCAUAUGAACUUAUUGAGAUAUAUUGUGAACUUAUUGUGGCACGCUUGACUAUCAUUGAGUCACAGAAGAACUGCCCCAUUGACCUGAAGGAGGCAAUUGCAAGUGUAAUUUUUGCGUCUCCAAGGUGUGCAGACAUUCCAGAACUUCUGGAUAUCUCCAAGAAUUUUACCGCAAAAUAUGGAAAAGAGUUCAAAUCUGCAGCGGUUGAGCUGCGUCCAAAUUGUGGUGUAAGCCGCAUGUUGAUAGAGAAGUUAUCUGCUACAGCACCUGAUGGGCAGACUAAACUUAGAAUCUUGAGCGCAAUUGCAGAGGAACAUAACAUCAAAUGGGAUCCUAAUUCAGUUGGUGAGGGAGAUUCAAAGCCUCCUGAUGAUUUGCUGAAUGGACCAAAUUCUCUCGAGAUGGCCAGUAAGUUGCAUGUGGAACCUCCUAAUGUCCAAGGUCCAAAAGACCAAGCUCUACCUAGUCAUGACCAAAAGCAUGAUCCACCUGUAAACUCGGAGCAGAACUUGAAAUCUUCGCCGACUGGCCAAAAUUUUGCGUCAGCAGAUCUUGGUGGCACUAAAACAACAUCCACAACUUCUCGCCCUGAAGUGAGACCUUCAGGAAUAGGAGCUGAGAGGAUGGAAGUCGAGCAAUCAUUUUCUAGAGAUAGGAAUGAAUUUUCAUUUGGUGUUCAAAAUUGGAAUAUGGAAUUUAAAGAUGCAACCUCUGCAGCACAGGCUGCUGCCGAAUCUGCAGAACGAGCAAGCAUGGCUGCUAGAGCUGCAGCAGAACUUUCUAGCCUUGGCAAGAUUUCAAGGCAGUAUUCCACAGAAUCACAGAAGUUAAAUGUUCAUGGUAUAAAAGACAAAGGGCCUGGAAAUUAUGAUGCUUUAAAGUUGCCAGGUGAACAUCUUGCUAACAACUCAGUGAAUAACUCCUUUAAUGACAGAAAUCCUGAGAUCCACAAUGAACAAAUAUAUGGGAUUGAGCAUGAUUACCUGGUGAGAAAUUCUGAGGGGUUUUACCAGGAUGGUCAUGAUGGUACUAAGAGGUCUAGUCAAUCAGCUUCUUCGAGGCCGCGCAGGACUUCAAUUGAUGAUGACGCACCGAAUAGACUAGAAAAGGUAGAUAGAUAUUCUCAAAGGGGCUCAUCAGAAGACGAGUCUGUAAAAGCGAAUGAGCAUGUCAUCAAAAUGAAAAUGAAGAAGCAGGAGUCUGAGGAAGAAUUUGUGAGUGACCUACAAGAUGGCUUGAAAUCCGAGAACUUCAAUUAUUUUGGAGAAGAAACGAUCACAAAACAAUCCAGCAACAUCUCCUCUCAUUAUCAUUCUAGCACUCUUGGUGAUGAUUAUGAUGAUACAAACUCUAACCACCAGAACUUGGGAAAUGAUGCUGUUCGCCCUUUUAUGGCAGUUGAUGAAGGAAACAUUACUAGGGACAGUAGAGAAACAAGCUCAUAUGAUAAUGCUGCUGUAUUUUUUGAUGAAUCUGGAUCAGAUGAUGAUGAAUAUAAGUUUGAUAUAGGGCCCAAGUAUGAUGAACAGGAUUCCAAGUAUUUCCUAUCACCAGGUAGAAAAUCACUUGCCCCUCUCUCACCAACUGCAGAUUCUUGGAGCUUCAGAGAAGACACGAGUGGAUCAUUGGAGAAGUCCACUUCACAUUUGCAUUCUUCCAAGGAAUGGCCCCCUUCUCCAAUUUUUUCAGAAAGCUUUACUGAAUCUGCAGAGCCUUCAAAACCAAAUAACUUGUCACCUGUAACUUUUGAUGAUUCAGAUAAUCCGAAUUCAGAAAGUGAAGAUGAGCUGGACAAGUCUAGGCGUAGUGGGACAAUGGAUUCAAGUAUAUGUCCCCGGAAACAGAAUGUUCACAGCAGUAACCAUGAGCCAACACAAAGAGCAAGACAUAGGGUAACAGGAUCUUCAUCUGUGAAGGAAGGAAAUUCAAGAUCUGACAGAAAUCCGCGGCUAGACUCCUCUUCUGAUGACUCAGAUUCUCUGGAAGUACUGCCAAAGAACAACCGAGAUACAGAAUUAAAUGCUGACUUCCAGAGAAGGUUGAGUUCAACUGAGCUUCCCGUCAAUCAGCAGUCUACCAGACUCGGAAAACCCCAAGUGGAGUCGAAUAAUUUGGGCAGUGAAUCAUCUUUCCAUGGUCUAGUGGAUGAAGGAAACUGUGAGCAGGCCCUGCAAUCUUCAAAGCUUCCAUCGGUCCAUGAAAUUAGGGACAAUGUUUGCACACCUGAUGAUACCUUGAAAGACGAUGAAUUUCUAAACCAAGCAAGUUCAGAAAGUGGAAAGGAGUUGAACUUUGGAACAUUGACAGGUGGCCUUCGAAAUAAGGGCUAUAGGCUUCCGCCCAUUCCUAAAAGUCCAUCUGGUGAUGCCUCAUCUUCAUCCACAAAGGUAGCCGAGGAUAGAUCUAGCACCAUUGAGCAUUCCGCUGGUUCCUCCCCAAUCAGGGGUUCUAUUAGUUCUGGAGUGAGCAAAAAGGUUAGUAACAAAACAAGCCCAAGAGCCCCUAUCAAACAUUACAAUUCAGAUUCUGACGAUUCCAAGGAUGAAUUUUCUGAUGAUUCCAAGGAUGAAUUCCUACAACAGACUCGAAGAAGUGAGAGACGUGAGAGAAGCGAGAGAGAACCGCACCGUCAGAAACAAGGGAAAGAAGUAAAUACAGGAUCAAUCUUAAGAGCUUCAGGUACAUAUUUUGAUUCUGAUUCCGAGGAGGAUCUCCAAAAACAGACAACUCUUCCCAGUAGAGGUCAUUCAGGAAGUGGAUUUUCUCGUCGGACAAAAGCUUCUCCAAGUUCCAGAACAAGUUCUUAUUCGAAGGUCAGAAUUGGAACUGAGGCAUCAGUUAAUGCUGAUUCUGGUGCAGAAAGGAAACCAUCCAGGAUUUUCUAUGGUACCGAAACCCAGCCUAGACAUGCGGGUGGUUUUGAGCAGUCAAGCUCUAUGAAUCUACCAGCAUCUAAGCAAAUGCCAGAACCUAGGAUCCCAUCACACGAAGAAAGUUCGGAAUCAUCUAGAGUGGAACAACCGUCCAGCGUUCCUCAAAAGACAAAAACAUCUGAUGGCAUUGAAUCUCCAAAGAUGUCAGCUUCAAGUGGGGAGACAGCAGAUGAAGAGAACACUGUCAAGAAAGCCAGUCAUGUUCAUCCUAAGCUUCCUGAUUAUGACCUAAUAGCUGCCAGAUUACAGUCUCUUCGAUCAAACCAACAAUGAACUUCGCAUGACUUUAUCAUUGUGGUAUGCCUUUAUAUACUGCAUUAUAAUAAUUGGGUUCUAGAUUUGAGUGGACAAAUUUGAUGGAUAAAAAAUUAUUGUAUCAUAAUAUGCUCUUCAUAUCGAGUCAAAAUACAGUCCUACUUUUUUUUUCUUUCGACCAUGUAAAUUUGGAAGUACAAUUGUUUGAGACAUACCUAUAACCAGUUUAUGUGAAUAGUACGGAUGUUGGAUUUGUAUCA
Cornus florida is the source of this 3844-nucleotide messenger RNA. RefSeq lists its product as uncharacterized. Gene Ontology annotation, biological process: protein transport. NCBI's taxonomy places the organism in Eukaryota, Viridiplantae, Streptophyta, Magnoliopsida, Cornales, Cornaceae. The transcript has 7 exons. The record is from RefSeq and is a predicted model, not a curated record. The coding region runs from base 195 to 3602 and encodes 1135 amino acids.